CAUUAUCAAUCAUUGUUUAUUUUACAUAAGUACAUUAUUCACAAAAAAGAAAACAGCAUAGAAUCACAUUGUCGAUCUUUGUAAAUGUAACUAGUGGUUAAUGUUAUGUCUGUCUGCUAGUAAGUUUUGAUAGGUAAUAUCAGUUUAUUAUUAUUAAAUCAUUUUGUCUAUGACAUACUUUAUUGUCAGUUGUCACAACAUAACGAUCAGGUGUCAUGUGAGUCAGUGUCACUGUUAACAGUGAAAUCGAAACUUACACGGUGUACCUAAUUUUCAAUUGUCAUUUGUCAUAAUAUCUCAAGUCUCAAUACACACAUUUCAAUUUUAAAUAAUAAUUGACAUUAGAUGGUUUUUCGGUAGCUAACACGCGUGAGUCGAGUGUUAUUACAGUUUAUAAUUACAUUUUCUCACAGUGCCUAUUAAUAACUUGUGUAUAGCAGUUUUUAUUAUCUUAUUGGUGGUGGAGUAUUUUUACUAGUAUAAUAAGAAAAUAAAUCUGUUUUGAUUCUGGGCACCGGUCAUUACAAUAAUCACUUAUAAAUUCGUUUACACCGAUCAAAUGACACACUCUAAGCUUGUUGGUCUACUGAAACGUGACAUUGGCGAGUUGUGGUGCCCCUUCCACAGAAGCCACUAGAAAGAAUAGAAUAGAAUAAAUAAUAAUUAUUAAUUAAUAUGUUAUUUGCUUCAUUGCUCAUCAAUAGUUCAUAAUUUAAUACUUCAUUGAAGGGAAUGAUAACUUCAAGUUCAUAAUAAUAAACAUAAGAAAUAAGUAUCACAGAGGACUUUUAGAUUAACUUGAUAAAGUAUAUUUUUAUUCUAGUGAGGUUCAUCUCUUUCCAGAAGAUAAUUAUAUUAUAUUUUAUGAUCCCUGCUUAAUACUUUAGGAGGUUACCGACCCAAUCGAAUACUCUGCUGAGUCAGAGAAUAUGUAACAGUACAAGGCUGAGUGCUUAUCUUAAAAAAUAUUCUAUUAUUGUGUGACUCUUAAAUAGGUGAGCUUAAAUAAGCUAUAGCUGAAAUCUGAAGGACAAUGUCCGAAAAAAAAUGGAAAUCAAAAGAAAAAGAUGAACCGAAAGAUCAAAGAAAACGACAUGGUCGGCGACAAAAAGUUGAUGAUGAUAUUGAUAAGAAAAAUAAAGGACAAACACAACCAUUAAAAGAAAUGAAAUCAGAACCGCCUCCACCUGAAUUUUUCCAGAAUUUAAAAAGAGAAACAGAUGAAAUUUUAAAGAUAACAGAGGAAGUAAAUUCAAAGUAUAAGAAUAAAGAAAUUAAGAGUAACUGGGCCAAGUAUGAGAUGCAUAUUGAAAGUUAUGAUGAAAUUGAAGAGCGAGAAAAUUUAGGAGCUGAUUAUGAGACACUUGCACUGGCCCCGAUAUCAUUGGGUGGUCACUUUAAAUUUAAAUAUGAAAAGUCAUGGGAUACAGAAGCCCACCCAUCAAUCUAUGAUAAACACUUUGAUCGAUUCAUAAACACAAAAACAUUUAAGGAAGCCCUUUUAACAAUUCCAUUUUACGAAAGAAAUAGCAUUGAUGUGUCCAUAUUCACUGAAUCUGAUAUCCAAAAAAUGAACAAUAGGGCAUCAAUGUUUAAACAAAAUUAUAAAAUUCAUGAGCCUCCUCCACCACCAGAUUUCAGUGAUAGCAAAAAACAGAUAAUACUCGAUAUUAAAAACACUUCACAACAGGCAGACAAGGAAAUAAGAAAUACUGAAGAAAUUAAAAACAAAAGUAAAAAGUCUUCUUGUGAUAUCUCUGAUGAAAAUUUAUCAAUAAUUAUCAGAGAAGAGGAAAAUAUUGUCAUACCUAAAGAAGAAUUGAUCAGCGAUAUUAAAUUAGAAGAAAAUGAGAGAAUAGAGCCAUCUAAACUAAAUACUACUGUAAUUAAUGAUGAUAGUGGUUUUAAUAGUGUUUUAGAAGAUCUCAUAAAUAAAGAAACUACAGUAAUUAAUGAUCAUAGUGGUUUUAAUAUUGUUUUAGAAGAUCUCAUAAAAAAAGAUGCAGAUUUAAGUAAAGAAAUAGAAAUUACAUUAGAUAACACAGUUAAUCAUGAAGACAAUGAUAAAAAGACUGGAAUUGAAACAUCUGACAAGGUAGAUCUUGAGAAAUGGCUGGACGAAUUUUUAGACACAAAUUAAUUGUAAAAUGUAUGUAUAUAAUAGUGCAAAGGAAUUAAGAUUUAUAUAUUCAUCUCAGAUUUAAACAUAUAUGUCUGAAGACAAGAAGCUUCUCUUACCACUUGAUGGAUCAAUCCUAUAGAAAUGAAAGUCAAGGUGAAUGAGGGGCAUAUUAUCUAAAACAUAAUUGUGAAAUUGGGAGCAAGAAUUGCAAGAGAGAGAAUACCAAUAAGUGGUGUCAAAUUUUACAAUUACAGGCUAAAGUACUACCAAGUUCUCUCUAGAUUCCUGAAAUAACUACUUAAGCAGUAUCCAAUAAAUUUUACUUCUAAAAUGCUAUUGGAGAUUUUAAAAAGCACCUUCUAAUGACAUGUAAACCUAUUUUUGACAGAUUUAUAUGAAAUUUAACUAUUUAUUAUGAAUUACUUAGGCACAUGCAAGAUAAGCUGAAUAAUUUUAUUAUUAGUUCACAAGCAAAAGUAAAGCUGCCAAAGCCAAGGAAAAACUAUAGUGCAAUAUAAUGAUCACAUAUAAAUAAUAGUGUUGAAGAUCCGAUACAGAUUUGUCCUGCACUGUACUCAAUACAUUUGGUUAUUAAAAAACAUAUUAAAUUUCA
Molecule: messenger RNA, 2735 nt
Organism: Leptidea sinapis
Lineage: Eukaryota; Metazoa; Arthropoda; Insecta; Lepidoptera; Pieridae
Gene: Aven
Exons: 6
Coding region: 1034-2140 (368 amino acids)
Biological process (GO): negative regulation of G2/M transition of mitotic cell cycle
Source: RefSeq, a predicted model, not a curated record